This is a messenger RNA of Manihot esculenta (cassava), 2818 nucleotides long. Its product is annotated as subtilisin-like protease SBT2.4. Gene Ontology annotation, biological process: proteolysis. Gene Ontology annotation, molecular function: serine-type endopeptidase activity. The transcript has 10 exons. The record is from RefSeq and is a predicted model, not a curated record. NCBI's taxonomy places the organism in Eukaryota, Viridiplantae, Streptophyta, Magnoliopsida, Malpighiales, Euphorbiaceae. Bases 195 to 2678 code for a protein of 827 amino acids.
UGGUAUUGACAUGUUGAGUGCGUCGUGAGAUGGCGAGGAUGGCAUGUCCCUGUCCCGAUGUAUAUGUCAAGUAUGAGCUAAAAGGUAUAGUAACGGUGAGCUACUUUUAUUCGUAAGCAACAUACAGUUACAGCUUUAUUCACAUUGACCAUGUGCCUCAACUCUCAACGUUCUCAUUUGCAUGGGAUGGGAAUAUGCAAUAUAAGCGUAACAUAACAACCUUAUUACUUGUUCAUAUCCAUUCCUCUGGAAUCAUGGCAACUUCUUCAAGACAUGCACUGAUUCUGGUCUUCGUAAUUUGUGUUGCUUGUUUUGCAGAAGAACGAUCGUUAUACUUGGUGUUAUUGGAAGGAGAGCCAGUUGCAUUUCAUGAUCCCAGAAAACUUGAACUGAACAGUGAAAUUUCACAAGCUCAUGCAAAGCGCUUGGAUUCACAUGACCAGCUUCUGCAAAGAACCCUAGAAAUUGGAAGCUACAGUAAGCUCUACAGCUUCAAACACAUUGUUAAUGGCUUUGCAGUUCAUGUCACUCCUUCUCAGGCUGAAAAACUCAAAGAUGCUCCUGGAGUAAAGAUGGUGGAAAGAGAUAGAGGAGCCAAACUAAUGACUACAUACACUCCUCAUUUCCUAGGGUUACCUCAAGGAGUAUGGACACAAGAAGGCGGAGCCAAAAAUGCAGGCGAAGGGAUAGUUAUUGGUUUUGUAGACACAGGCAUCGAUCCAUUACAUCCAAGUUUUGCGAAUGAUCCCCUCAAUCCUUUUACGUCAAAUAUUUCUCAUUUUUCUGGUGCUUGUGAGACGGGUCCUAGAUUCCCACCUAGUUCUUGCAAUGGGAAGAUAGUAUCAGCUAGGUUCUUCUCAGCUGGUGCCCAAGCAGUAGCUACUCUCACUCCUAUGGAUUUUCUCUCUCCCAUAGACGCCGUUGGACAUGGCAGUCAUGUGGCUUCUACUGCUGCUGGCAAUGCUGGGGUACCAGUGGUGACGAAUGGCUUUUACUACGGAAAAGCUAGUGGGAUGGCCCCACGUGCACGAAUUGCUGUUUACAAGGCUGUGUAUCCAACAGUGGGAACCAUAACAGAUGUGGUUGCAGCAAUGGACCAAGCAGUAAUGGAUGGAGUGGACAUAUUAACGCUCUCUGUUGGACCAGAUGAACCACCAGAAGAUACUCUAACAUUCUUAAGCGUGUUUGAUGUAUUUAUGUUGCUUGCCCAACGCGCUGGAGUUUUCGUCGUGCAGGCUGCUGGUAACAAUGGGCCUGCUCCUUCAACCGUUGUGUCUUACAGCCCUUGGGCUGUUGGAGUAGCUGCCUGUAGCACAGACAGAAACUUCCGUGGUUCACUUCUUCUUGGAAAUGGUCAAAAAGUUGGAGGUGUUGGUUUGUCGGCACCAACUUUUGGAGGUGGGCUUUUUCUGCAUAAGCUGGUGUUGGCUCAGGAUGCAGUCAAGGCAAAUGGAACGUUCCCAAGGACUCCACAGUGCGUUGAAGAAUGCCAAUGUACAGAAUCAUUGGACCCCAAUGUAGUGCGUGGAAGCAUUGUUAUCUGCACUUUCUCAGCUGGCUUCUCUAAUGACACAUCCACCAUAACUGCCAUAACUAACACAGCAAGAACUUUAGGAUUUAAGGGUUUUGCUCUAGUUGCAAACCCAACCUAUGGCGAUUUCAUAGCAGAACCUGUUCCUUUUGCAGUUUCAGGAAUUAUGAUUCCCAAAGUUGCUGAUGCACAGAUUAUAUCACGCUACUACGAGCAACAAAUUCGCAGGAAUGAGAGAGGUUUUGUGACUGACUUUCGCGCACGGGCAGCUAUAGGAGAGGGUAGAGUUGCAAGUUUUGGGGGUAGAGCUCCUAUUGUGAGUAGAUUCUCUUCCAGGGGGCCAGAUAUUAUUGACAUUAACAAGCAUCUCGCUGAUGUGCUGAAGCCAGAUAUUGUUGCCCCAGGACACCAAAUAUGGGCAGCCUGGAGCCCUCUCAGUGCCUUGGAUCCACUACUAACAGGGAACACUUUUGCACUGCUCUCGGGUACAAGCAUGGCAACACCUCAUGUAGUGGGAAUAGCAGCACUCAUCAAGCAACUCAAUCCUUCAUGGACUCCAUCGUCGAUUUCAUCAGCUCUCUCCACCACUGCCACUAAGUAUGAUAAUUAUGGAGAACUCAUACUCUCAGAAGGAUAUGAUAUUGACAGCUUCUACCCCUCCACUCAUUUUGACGUCGGUGCUGGUCUUGUGAAUCCAACUCGCGCCAUCGAUCCAGGCCUGGUCUUUAUAUCAGAAUUUGACGACUACAUAAGCUUUUUGUGCUCGUUGCCUAACAUCAGUCCCACUACAAUCAAAAUUGUUACUGGAGAAACGUGCAGAAAACCUCUUAGCCACCCCGCCAACCUGAACCUCCCUUCAGUUACAAUAUCAGCACUAAGAGGAUCGCUGAGAGUGCAAAGGAGUGUGAAGAAUGUAGGUAGCAAGCCAGAGAUAUAUCUAUGCUCAGUGAUAUCACCUAAUGGGACUAUGGUUAACCCGUCUCCAACCUGGUUUGCAAUAGCUCCACAAGGAACUCAGAACAUAGACAUUCAAUUUCGGGUGACCCAGGCAGGGGAUGUGUUCAGCUUUGGUGAAAUUGUUCUGACUGGAAGUUUAAACCAUAUUGUUAGAAUCCCAUUAUCGGUUUUGCCAGUUUCUAUAUCCUAAAUUUUAAUUGAUUCGACCAAAAUAUUGACAAUACUUGAGGAUCAUCAAGUAGAAAAGCUCUUCGACAUCAAUCAAAAAGCUCUAUAACAUGUCCGAUGUAACCAAGGAAUUGUGCAGUCUAUGAGAAAAAGGAAAUCCUG